Messenger RNA from Ochotona princeps (American pika), 1720 nucleotides. RefSeq names its product chromobox 6 (gene CBX6). Lineage: Eukaryota; Metazoa; Chordata; Mammalia; Lagomorpha; Ochotonidae. The record is from RefSeq and is a predicted model, not a curated record. The transcript has 5 exons. The coding region runs from base 92 to 1279 and encodes 395 amino acids.
GGGGGGCCGGGGCGCUGCGGCGCGUGCGCGAGCGGUGCCGCACCGGCCGCGGGAGCGGGAGUAUUAUGGGCUGUGGGUGCCGCUGAGCAAGAUGGAGCUGUCUGCAGUGGGCGAGCGGGUCUUCGCGGCCGAAUCCAUCAUCAAGCGGCGGAUCCGCAAGGGACGCAUCGAGUACCUGGUGAAAUGGAAGGGGUGGGCGAUCAAGUACAGCACCUGGGAGCCCGAGGAGAACAUCCUGGACUCGCGCCUCAUCGCAGCCUUCGAGCAGAAGGAGAGGGAGCGUGAGCUGUACGGGCCCAAGAAGAGGGGACCUAAGCCCAAAACUUUCCUGCUGAAGGCCCGGGCCCAGGCCGAGGCCCUCCGCAUCAGUGACGUGCAUUUCUCUGUCAAGCCGAGCGCCAGCGCCUCCUCGCCCAAGCUGCACUCGAGCGCCGCCGUGCACCGCCUCAAGAAGGACAUCCGUCGUUGCCAUCGUAUGUCCCGCCGCCCCCUGCCCCGGCCCGACCCGCAGGGGGGCAGCCCCGGCCUGCGCCCGCCCAUCUCGCCCUUCUCCGAGACCGUGCGCAUCAUCAACCGCAAGGUGAAGCCGCGAGAGCCCAAACGCAGCCGAGUGAUCCUGAACCUGAAGGUGAUUGACAAGGGCCCGGGCGGCGGGGGCGCGGGCCAGGGCACCGGGGCGCUGGCGCGCCCCAAGGUACCAUCCAGGAACCGAGUCAUUGGCAAGAGCAAGAAGUUCAGCGAGAGCAUCCUGCGCACGCAGCUCCGCCACGUCAAGUUCGGCGCCUUUGCUCUGUACAAGCCCCCACCUGCCCCACUGGCGCCCCAGUCCACCGGCAAGGGCGAUGGUGCCGCUGCCACUGCCGCCGCUCCCAGCCCGGGGCUGCUCCUGGCCGCCCCCUAUGAUGCCCGUAGCUGCACACCUCAGUCCUCCUCCGACCCCGACGAUGUGCCCCCGAAGCUGCUCCCCGAAACCCUCAGCUCCCCUGCGCCCAACUGGCGUGAACCCGGGGUGCUCGACCUGUCCCUCCCUCCUGAGGCGGUGGUGGCCAGCAAACGAGUACCCGCCGAGGUCACUGCUGCUGCCGGCCAGGCCCUUCCCGCAGCCCCUGAGCCCGAGGCCGGGGACUGGCGCCCGGAGAUGUCGCCCUGCUCCAACGUCGUGGUCACCGACGUCACCAGCAACCUGCUGACGGUCACCAUCAAGGAGUUCUGCAACCCGGAGGAUUUCGAGAAGGUGGCUGCGGGGGUGGGAGCUGCUGCUGCAGGAGUGAGCAAGUGAGGGGGCUCCCCCAAGGAGGGGGGCUGUGGGAGCGCCCUCCUGCCUCAAGCCACUCUUGCUCCCACCCUCCCGGCCCUGCCCUCAGCCCUCUUUUGCCUGUGCUUUGCUUGUUUCAAGUGGCUCAGUGUUCACCUAGGGGCGGGGCUGGGCCCGGGGAGCCCCCCAAUAGCCAGUGGGUGGGUGCCAUCUGAGGACUGGGCACAGCUGGGGGAGGGGUGCCUGAAGUGCGCCCUCUUGGGACCGCCCCUGCCCAUGCACAGCGGGGCCUGCCUGGUGGUCUGGGGAAGCCCCAGGUUUUGGGACUCACCUGCUGCUUCCACAUCCUGCCCGUUUCCCCAGCCCCACCAGCUUGCUUUCCGCAUCCCUGUAUAGCAUCUGCUUUAUGGUGCUAAGCCGGCAGUCUUGGGGGCCCUAGGCAGCCCCACCCAGGGUGGGUGUGGU